Molecule: messenger RNA, 3201 nt
Organism: Mycosarcoma maydis (corn smut)
Lineage: Eukaryota; Fungi; Basidiomycota; Ustilaginomycetes; Ustilaginales
Exons: 1
Coding region: 1-3201 (1066 amino acids)
Biological process (GO): protein deubiquitination
Cellular component (GO): nucleus; cytosol
Molecular function (GO): cysteine-type endopeptidase activity; cysteine-type deubiquitinase activity
Source: RefSeq, a predicted model, not a curated record
AUGUCGUUUAACUGGAAAGGCCUUUUAGGCGUAAAUCAGACUUCCACCUCCUCAUCACUUGGCUCUCCUGGCACUUCUGUAUCCAACAAUGCCUCUCCCGCAUCGAGCUCCAACGGCACAAGUCAUGUCACAUCGACUUCGGGCGCCACCACUCACACGACAGCUUCGUCCAUAUCGGCUGGCUCGACCGCCAUGAGUCCAGUUGGACCGCGCGCACCGCUCAACGCCAAUCCGUACUCUUUGACACAGCCCUCAGCCCCGAGCGCACCUCUGUUCGGAGGCAUGAUGCCCGGAUCGACUUCACAUCACAGCACCAGCUACAUUCCCUCUUCGUCCUCAACCACGCAGUCCUCGGUCAUAUCUCGUAAACCGUCCGAGAUCCCUGUGAAUGCAGCCGAAGGAGGAGGAUAUCUGCUUGGCAUGGAAAACUUUGGCAAUACGUGCUACGUCAACUCGGUAAUCCAGUCGCUCUACUUUUGUCGUCCCUUCCGCGACUCGGUGCUCAGCUAUAAACCUUCAGGUCGAGAUCGAUCCGGGUCGGAUUUGAGCAGUACGGGUGGUGUCCACUCCGUCGGCGAUCUCGCUUCUCGCACUCCACCAGAUACUGCAACGCAAGUCAUCGACGGCGUGCCUCCCUCGGAUACUCUUUUUGCGUCGCUGCGCGACCUCUUCGAGGUUAUCCAACAGUCAGGCUAUCAGAAAGCAUUGUCAUCGCCUACCAGAUCUACAGCUCCUGCUCCACUGCCCCUCGCGAGCCCCAUUUCGCCUUCUCCUCCCGCAACAGGCACUGCAGAGUAUCCGUCCAUUGCCAGGAAAACUUCCAUCCGUGGUCGCCCUUCUACCGCUGGCGCUUCCUCAGCCAGAGUCGGUGCAGGCAACCAUCUCGUCUCUUCUGCUUCUGUUGGUGCCGGUGCUACAGCCGCUCAGGCCAUCCCCAUCAUGCCUAAUUCGGUCGCCGGUUCGGGACCGCCUAAUCUGUCCAUUUCGACCAGCUCAGCAGGCACGCUGGCCUCCGGCUUUCCUUCCGUGGACUCGGGUGCGGUCAAGUCGUUCCUGACUACGCUCAAGCGUGAGAAUGUACUUUUCGACAGCACCAUGCACCAGGAUGCGCACGAGAUGCUCAACUUUGUGCUCAACAAGGUCGGAGAAGAUCUCAUCGAUGCUGAUAAGGCAAAGAGCCGCGUUAAAUCGCAAAGUCGCGAUGCUUACCCGAAUUCGAGGAAUAUGAGGAAUGGCUCAGACAAGACGGUCGACGUGCAACGCAAGCGCAAUGUUAUGGAGGUGGCUCCUAAUGGCAAGACAUGCGUACAUCGCCUUUUCGAAGGCGUAUUGACCAAUGAGACUCGCUGCCUCACUUGUGAGACCGUCACCUCUCGCGACGAGUGCUUCUUGGAUCUUUCCAUCGACAUUGACAAGAAUUCGUCUGUGACCUCCUGCUUGCGUCAGUUCUCAGCCUCGGAGAUGCUGCGUUCGCGGAACAAGUUCUUUUGCGAUUCAUGCUCAGGCUUGCAGGAAGCAGAGAAACGCAUGAAGAUCAAAAAGCUUCCCAACGUGCUGGCGCUGCAUCUCAAGCGUUUCAAGUACGAGGAGACGGUGCAGCGUUAUGUCAAACUUGCCUAUCGCGUAGUUUUCCCGCUCGAGCUUCGGCUUUUCAAUACAUCGGACGAUGCCGAAGAUCCGGAUCGUCUAUACGAGCUCUGUGCCAUCGUGGUUCACAUCGGCGCAGGCCCUCACCACGGACACUACGUUGCUGUAAUCAAAGUUGGCGGUCGCUGGGUGCAGUUCGACGACGACGUGGUCACCUACAUUGACGAGGCAGAGCUCACCAAGUACUACGGCGACCGCCCCGGUCUCGGAAGCGCUUACGUGCUCUUCUACCAGGCGGUCGAUCUGGACUUUGAAGGCCUUGGCCUCGAGGACCCUGCGCUUCAAGCGUCAACUCAGCAGCGAGUCGUUGCGGGCGCAGCCAGCGAAGCUAGGGGCAGAGCCGGUCUCAAAGUGCCAGGUGGUGCCGAUCCUCGCAGCAACAUCUCGCCCGACCGAUCAGGUGCAGCUGCAACCGCAAAUCAGACGCGUCUCAAUUCGGUUACUGAAGGAAGCCCGCUUGUUUCUGCCGGUACGGGCCAGCCCGAGGCUCAAGGAGGAAACAGCUGGUUCGGGUCCUUCCGAAAACGCGCCGGCAGCCAGUCUCGGAGAAGGCCAAAGACCAUGUCCUCCAUGGACGUUGUCACGGGCGGUCUGUCUGGCCUACCCGAAUUGUCAGCUUCGACCGCUCAUGGCGACCUCGCGAGACAAGCAGUAGCCGAAGUGGACAGUACGACACCUGACAACGCCUCGGUUUCGACUCAUUCGACUACCGCCAAUGAUGCUGCCUCCCGCGUAACACCUAUUAAGACCUCAUCGUCCAUGCCUCCGGCUACAGAACAUUCUGCUCUGCCAUCGAUGCACCCUCUUCCGAGUCGCACCGAUUCGCCGAGCGCUGGAACAGAGGCUGCUGCACCGAUGCGUAAUGCCUUGUUGCCAAUGACUACGGCAUCAGCAUCCGUCUUAGAUGCCAACGCUACCCGUGCCACUACCGAGUCACCUAGCGAGUCCAAGUACGUACGCAUGAUGGCGAAUCAGUCGGAUGCUGCGGCCAACCGUGAAACUAGGGAGCAAAACUUGAGGCGUGGCGAAAUGAAUCGCCGUGCGCGUGCUGCUUCCGAGGGCUUUCCUUCGUCUGGUAUUUUGUCAGAAGCGGCGAUAUCUAGUGGCCCGUUCGUAACCGGACCGAAAGAUGGUACUCGAGUUUUGUUGACACCAACUGCGGUCGUUCCCAACACGCUGGCGGCGUCAUCCUCGAUAGCGCCACAACGUGAGGCGUCGUCAGGUAGUGGGUUCGCGCCUCUGGAGCGUUUCCUGUCAUCCAAGACACAGAAGUCACAAGCGAAGAUGGCACGAAGAGCAUCAUCGAGCUAUACACCCUUGUCACCAACAACGGACAAGGGCGAGAGGAAGGAAGGCAUGUUGUUGAAUCUGUUCAAUUCAUCUUCGCCGUCGGCCUCGUCAGCGGCUCAGUCGAAACGCAACUCGAUGCAGCACCUGUCCAACGGUAGUACGAACGUAGUCGGUGGAGCGGAAGAUACAGGUCUUCCGACGCGCAAGUCUAGUAUCUCGACGAGAACGUUCAGCAAGACGUUUGGGUUUGGUCGGAAGAGCUGA